Corylus avellana is the source of this 3919-nucleotide messenger RNA. Its product is annotated as helicase SEN1-like. Lineage: Eukaryota; Viridiplantae; Streptophyta; Magnoliopsida; Fagales; Betulaceae. The record is from RefSeq and is a predicted model, not a curated record. Gene Ontology annotation, molecular function: helicase activity.
UUUUGAUGGUCUUUAUUAAGAUACAUCGACUAUAUAUGCAUGAUGAUAGCUGUGUCUACCUUUCUUUAGUUUGCUAGCUACAUUUACAAUUGGGUCACUUUUUACUAUCUACCUAUUUCCUUCAGUGCAGAAGAAAUGGAUCAGAAGACGAAUGCCAAGAAGGAAGAAAUUGAUGGUAGAAGCUUAAUAGACUUGGUGUUCUCUUGGUCUCUCCGGGAUGUUCUCAACAAAGAUGUUUACAAAAACCAGGUGAAAAGGAUUCCAGAUACAUUCUCUUCAGUGACAGAAUACAUGCAGUCAUUCAUUCCUCCCUUAAUUGAGGAAACACAUUCUGAUUUGUUGUCAAACGUGAAAGGAGUGUCUCGAGCACCUACUUGUAUAAUAUAUUCUGUUGAGAAAUCUAAAGAAUUUAAACCUCCCAAAGACUUGUUUUAUGAAAUUACAUUGAAGCCAGCUGCAGAUACUAGAAAAGAUGUAGGAAAAUAUGAACCUGAGGUUGGUGAUCUUAUUGCAUUGACAGAUGUUAGACCAAAAUGCAUUGAUGAUUUGAACAGGCCCAAAAGAUCUUAUCUUAUUGCUUAUGUUCAUGGGACAAAAAAUGAAACUUCUGAUAAGAUCCCCAUACUGGCAUCAAAGCCCAUUUUCACUGAACAAGACAUGUACAAGUACAAGAAAGAAACACCAUUUGGGAACAAGAAAGAAACACUUUUUGCAGUUUAUCUUAUGAAUAUGACUACAAAUGUUCGUAUAUGGAAAGCACUGAACCCAGAGCCGGAAGGGGCAAACACAAACAUUAUUAAAACAGUACUGCGACCCAAUUCAGCUGAUGAUGAAAAUUGUAUGACUUGCUUUUCUAAUGGAAAAAGCAGCCCUGCCCCUUCUGAUCUACAGGGGAUGAUCAACUCUUGUAAUCUAAAUGACUCUCAAGAAGCUGCGGUUUUAGGCUGCAUUGGUAUGAGAGACUGCAACCAUCAGAAUCCUGUCAAACUGAUAUGGGGUCCUCCAGGGACAGGGAAAACAAAGACCGUUGGUGUGUUAUUACAUGCCCUCCUUAAAAUGAAGUGCAGAACAUUAACAUGUGCUCCAACUAACAUUGCGGUUUUGGAAGUUGCGACACGGCUGCUGAGGUUGGCUAAGGAUUCGCUAGAGUAUGACACAUACGGGCUUGGAGAUAUAGUUUUAUUUGGUAAUGGCGAGCGAAUGAAGAUUGAUCAUCGUGAUGAUCUGGUUGAUGUAUUUCUUGACUAUCGGGUUCAUGUGCUUGGGAAGUGCUUUGCUCCUCUAUCUGGCUGGAGAAAUGGCUUAGAAUCAAUGAUAUCUUUGCUUGAUGACCCUACAUCGCCGUACAAAAUAUACUUGGAAAAAAGAAAGGAAGAAAAAGGGAGGAGGAAAAAAGAAAGGAGGAAAAAAGAAAGGAAGAAAAAAGGAAGGGAGGAGGGAAAACAAUAAGGGAAUGAUGAUCUCAAAAAGGUUGAUGAUGUUCCUUUGACAUUUGAGGAGUUUUCAAAGAAGAGUUUCUGUUCAAUUCAUGAGCAACUGAAGUUUUGUAUGGUUAAUUUGUAUACGCACUUACCAACUUCUCUUCUACCGUUAGAGGUAGUGAAAAAGAUGAUGGGAGCUUUGAAUUUGCUUCAAUCUCUCGAAACUUUGUUGCGUGGUGUCAGUGUAGGAAAUGAAGGGUUAUUAAAACAAGUUCUAAUAAUUUCCAAGACACAGGAAGCAGUGUGGAUUGCCUUCACAAAGUUGAAUAAGAAAGAGUGCCUUCGUCUACUAAGAUAUCUGCAAUUAUCUCUGCCAUCCUCUGUUCCAGAUAUAACAGAAAAUUAUUCAAUAAAAAACUUUUGCUUGGGAAAUGCAUGCCUAGUGUUCUGUACUGCAUCAAGCUCUUCUAAAUUACAUGCAGAAGGAAAUAUACCAUUGGAAUUCUUAGUUAUCGAUGAAGCUGCUCAACUGAAAGAAUGUGAAUCAGCUAUUCCUUUACAACUUCCUGGUCUCCGCCAUGCUAUUCUCAUAGGUGAUGAGAGGCAGCUCCCUGCUAUGGUUAAAAGCGAGAUAUCCGACAAGGCUGAAUUUGGAAGAAGUUUGUUCGAAAGACUAGUCAUGUUGAGGCACCAGAAGCACCUUCUUAAUGUCCAGUACAGGAUGCAUCCAUCCAUCAGCUUAUUUCCAAACACAGAGUUCUAUGACAAACAGAUUUCAGAUGCUCCAAAUGUUAAAGAAAGAGAAUACCAGAAGCGUUUCCUUCAGGGCAACAUGUACAGCUCCUACUCUUUUAUAAGUAUUGCUCAUGGAAAGGAGGAAUUUGGUCUGGGGUACAGUCCCAAGAAUAUGGUUGAGGUUGCUGUGGUCUCUGAGAUAGUUGAGAAUCUUUUUAAACAAUUCUGUGACACAAAGAAGAAUGUUAGCAUAGGAGUGAUAUCACCAUAUAAGGCUCAAGUUUCUGCAAUUGAAGAGAGGGUCAGAAAAUACAACAAGUCUAACAGUGGCUUCACUGUGAGUGUUCGCUCUGUUGAUGGGUUCCAAGGAGGUGAAGAUGAUGUAAUAAUUAUCUCUACUGUAAGAUGUAAUGGGAAUGGAUCAGUAGGUUUCCUUUCCAACCGACAAAGAGCAAAUGUGGCACUGACUCGAGCAAGGUAUUGCCUUUGGAUUUUGGGGGAUGGGGGUACUUUACUCAAGAGUGACACUGUUUGGAAGAAACUAGUCCUUGAUGCCAAGGAACGUGGGUGUUUCUAUGAUGCCAAUGAGGACAAGAACUUGGCUCAGGCAAUUACUGCUGCCUUGGUGGAGCUUGAACAGCUUGAUAUUUUACUCAAUAACGGCUCUCUUCUGUUCAAAGAGGCUAUAUGGAAGGUUUUCUUCAACAAUGAUUUCCACAAAUCUAUAGCAAGGACUAGCAAUGCAGAGAUUCGUAAGGAAGUGAUAUCUCUUUUGGCAAAGCUUUCAAGUGGUUGGCGUCAGACCAAUGAGAAGAGAAACCUCAUUGUCCAUGAUGGGACUUCUUCUCAAGUUUUAGAGAUUUACAAGGUGGAUGAGCAGCUGAAUCUGGUUUGGACUGUUGAUAUUCUCAAGGAGGAUUCACAUCACAUUCAGGUUAUGAAGGUUUGGGAUGUUGUCCCAUUAUCUGACAUACCAAGACUAGCAAAGCAGCUUGACAUCUUAUUUGGAAGCUAUACAGUGGAUAAGAUGCAUCGCUGCAAACACACAUGUGUUGAGGGGAGUUUGGUUGUUCCAAAGAGAUGGCCAAUUGACUCAAGUUGUGGUCCUGAAGCCAAUAGUAUGUGGCACCUCUCAAAACCAUUAUCCUCACUAAGUUUGAAGGAUGAGCCAGAAACAUCAACCACAACUCAUAGAAAUCCUUUCAAGUCUAGAAUGAAGAAUAAAUGGGAAGAUGUUGGCUUGAAGAAAAAGUCGGAAAGGUGGUAAAAUGACUGAUGAGAUCAUGAUCUUGCGAGUCUGGUAAUUUGGGGAUCUUUGGAGGGGUUUUGAGAAGAGUUUAGUAUUAACACUUUCAAGCAUGAUAAAAUCCAGGUGCUUCUUCUGGUCCUCGUAUGACUUUGUAAGAAUGAUUGUAACUUGAGGGUUAUCCCCCAUUUUCUUUUUAUAAUUUUUUUAUUUGGGCGUAAAUUUGUAAUUUCAUAAGAACUCUAUUGAAAAAAUGGUCAGAAUUUGUAGCAGAGAUUAUUUUCAGUUCUAUAAAAGGCCCUCCGGAGACAGUUUUACUUGUGUUGGUUCCAAAGUACUCAAUUUCCUUAAUGACUGCACUAGUUCCGUUCUAAAUGUCUCCAGCUUCCCCUUCCUGCAAGCCGUCAAUUAAACACACACUUGUCCCAAUCUCACAAAAAGAUUCUUUUAGCAGCAUUAGACAUUGUAGUGAUCUUCUCACAAUAAAGUGCUUGAUUUCUCCUUCAAAUCUAUGCUC